Molecule: messenger RNA, 575 nt
Organism: Helianthus annuus (common sunflower)
Lineage: Eukaryota; Viridiplantae; Streptophyta; Magnoliopsida; Asterales; Asteraceae
Product: staphylococcal-like nuclease CAN2
Exons: 5
Coding region: 1-393 (130 amino acids)
Cellular component (GO): cytoplasm
Molecular function (GO): nuclease activity; nucleic acid binding
Source: RefSeq, a predicted model, not a curated record
AUGCGGGCUAUCGUAAAUAUACAUAAUGAGGAGAUUCUAGCCCGGAAAUAUCGAAUUAGACUACGGAGAAUAGAUACACCAGAAAGCUCAAUGCCUUAUGGGAAAGAGGCGAAAGAGGAACUGAUUAGAUUGGUUGUGGAGAAGUCUUUGAAAGUUUUGAUCUUUGAUGAAGACCGUUAUGGCCGUUGUGUUGGUGAUAUCUAUUGCAAUGGUGUCUUUGUCCAGGAACGGAUGUUGAAGAAAGGACUUGUGUGGCACUAUGGAGCUAAUGGCAAACGACCGGAGCUAGAAAAGUGGGAAAAAGAUGCUAGAGAUAAGAGAAUUGGGUUGUGGGCUUCAGCAAAUCCUGAAAAACCAUGGGAGUGGAGGAAGAAUUGUCGUGAACAAAGAUAAAUUAUAAGUUAGCCAUAAAACUCAGUUGAAAAUAACCAUUUUUAUGAGAAAACAAAGAGGUGUAAAAAUGUAUCCAUAUGUUUAUUACAUUCUAAAUUGUUUUAUAAAAAAAUAGUUAAAUAUUGUACUUUUUGUAACUGAAUUAUUAGUAGUUGGGUAUGAAGAGAUGGAUCGUUAAUGUA